GCUAUAAUGUCUGGCCGAGGCAAAGGCGGGAAGGGGCUUGGUAAAGGCGGCGCAAAGCGGCACCGCAAAGUACUGCGCGACAACAUCCAAGGCAUCACCAAGCCCGCUAUUCGCCGCUUGGCUCGUCGCGGUGGCGUGAAGCGCAUCUCCGGCCUCAUCUACGAGGAGACCCGCGGGGUGCUGAAGGUGUUUCUGGAGAACGUGAUCCGGGACGCCGUCACCUACACCGAGCACGCCAAGCGCAAGACCGUCACCGCCAUGGAUGUGGUCUAUGCCCUCAAACGCCAGGGACGCACUCUUUAUGGCUUCGGCGGUUAAAUCAAAAGCCGUAUCAACCUCAUUUAAAAAGGCCCUUUUCAGGGCCACCCACAAGAUCUUGAGAAGAGUUGUAGACGCUGAUUCCA
This is a messenger RNA of Erinaceus europaeus (western European hedgehog), 404 nucleotides long. Its product is annotated as histone H4. Gene Ontology annotation, cellular component: nucleosome. Gene Ontology annotation, molecular function: structural constituent of chromatin; DNA binding; protein heterodimerization activity. The record is from RefSeq and is a predicted model, not a curated record. Gene Ontology annotation, biological process: nucleosome assembly. NCBI's taxonomy places the organism in Eukaryota, Metazoa, Chordata, Mammalia, Eulipotyphla, Erinaceidae. The transcript has a single exon. The coding region runs from base 7 to 318 and encodes 103 amino acids.